Molecule: messenger RNA, 1575 nt
Organism: Megalobrama amblycephala (Wuchang bream)
Lineage: Eukaryota; Metazoa; Chordata; Actinopteri; Cypriniformes; Xenocyprididae
Product: receptor-type tyrosine-protein phosphatase H-like
Exons: 5
Coding region: 160-1467 (435 amino acids)
Molecular function (GO): protein binding
Source: RefSeq, a predicted model, not a curated record
GGACAGUAGAGCACAGAAUCACAACAGGACGAUCAGUGGACAGGAGAGUAUCGCAGAUAGAGUAUCUUAAUCUGAAGAGUCCAGUUUGUCUAGGUGUAGUACAUUUCCCAUCGUGACCUGAGAUUGACAACCAGCGAAUCGUCAAGAAGCAGAUGUGAGAUGAACGCACUGUGGCUGCCACUUCUCCUAAGCUCAGUCAUAUGGGCAGAGGAGGAUUAUUUUCAUAUUUCCCCCAAUGCCACAUGGGACAGCUACACUUUCCCUGACCGAAAUGCCACAUGGGAUGAGGCCAGGGACCACUGCCAGAAAUGUUUCAAAGAACUGACGACCAUCACCAGUGGAAACGUCCACCUCAUUGUGCGGAAGAACGCCUCUUUGAACUACUGGACCGGGCUCCGCAGGAGUUACAAUGGCACCGUCUCAUGGUCCAAAUGGUCCAAUGAGGAUCCCGUUACAUAUCAGAAUUGGUACCCUGGUCAUCCUGUGCCAAAUAAAGUAAAGGAAAAGAUGACUGUAUGUUUCUCAACUACAGAAACUCCACUGAGCACCUUAAUAACUACUACAACGUCAACCCCAGUGACCUCAACACAAACCUCUACAGUAACUACUCCAGUAACCUCUCCUUCUAACAAAACAGAUGGAACGUGUCCUAUACUGACUGAGAUCCUUGAAUGCUUAAAUAUGGUAUGUAAUAUGACAUAUAAUGAACUUAAAGAUGCAGUGCAUAAGUACACGUAUGCGAUACCCCAGGCUGUCACCCCUAACACCACAACAUAUAGCACCACCCCUCAUGCCACCACAUUUAGCACAGCCUUUAAUACCACAACAAAUGGCUCCACGACUGAGAGCACCACAGCCAGCAACUGCAUCCUCGUGGACAAGCCGGAUUCUGAAGUGUACAUCGAUGAUGCUUGCGUGGUCCUGUUCAGCUAUGGCAUGUGGAAAGAAGUAAAAUGCACUGAAAGUCAUCCCUUUAUCUGUUAUGAUGAACGUUUUUAUGGGCAAAUAAACAUUUCCAAUGUGACCAAGAACACAGGUUAUCUGAGCUGGAGUGAGGCUCCUGGAAACAUCACUCACUACAGAGUGAAAAUCACUGGGAAACAGGCAAACAAGACAUUUAACAAUGAAAAGACUAAACUGUAUACAGAAAUACAAGAUCUGGUCCCGGGAAAUCUGUACAGUGUUCAGGUGUUUCCUGUGAAAUGUGGCAGGGAUCUCAAUCCGCAGAAUAUAUCCUUCUACACUGUGCCAUCUGCUGUUGAAAAUCUGACAGUAGUGAGCGUGACGACUGAAAGCAUCUUACUCAACUGGAGUAAACCAGUAGGAGACAGUGACUUCUAUUCAGUAGAGUACAGGAAGCAGAAUGAAAUCCCAGUACUCAAAAAAGCAAAUGCAAGGACAGCAACGAGUGCAAUGUUACAGGUCUUUCUCCAGGAUUUGAGUAUAAUUUCACAGUUAAAGCUAUAGUGAAUGACAAUAUUGAAGGAGUGUCAAGCAGCGUUUCUGAUUACACCAAGCCUUCAAAGGUUGUAAACCUAACAUCAGCAAAUGAUAACAACACAUUCAUUAACAGCC